Messenger RNA from Uncinocarpus reesii 1704, 1542 nucleotides. RefSeq names its product serine/threonine-protein phosphatase 2B catalytic subunit. The transcript is spliced from 4 exons. Gene Ontology annotation, molecular function: calmodulin-dependent protein phosphatase activity; calmodulin binding. NCBI's taxonomy places the organism in Eukaryota, Fungi, Ascomycota, Eurotiomycetes, Onygenales, Onygenaceae. Gene Ontology annotation, biological process: fungal-type cell wall organization; calcineurin-mediated signaling. Gene Ontology annotation, cellular component: calcineurin complex; cytoplasm. The record is from RefSeq and is a predicted model, not a curated record. The coding region runs from base 1 to 1542 and encodes 513 amino acids.
AUGGAGGAUGGGACCCAGGUUUCCACCCUGGAGAGAGUGUGUAAAGAGGUCCAAGCGCCUGCCUUUCAGACUCCCACAAACGAACAAUUUUGGUCGCCAGCGGACCCGUCGAAGCCAAAUUUACAGUUCCUCAAACAGCAUUUCUAUCGCGAAGGACGGCUGACCGAAGAUCAAGCGUUAUGGAUUAUACAGGCCGGGACAGAGCUGUUGCGCGCAGAGCCAAAUUUGCUAGAGAUGGAUGCUCCAAUUACUGUAUGUGGUGACGUGCAUGGCCAAUAUUACGACUUGAUGAAGUUGUUCGAGGUUGGAGGAGACCCGGCAGAGACAAGAUAUCUAUUCUUGGGCGAUUACGUUGACAGAGGUUAUUUCAGCAUUGAGUGCGUUUUAUACCUAUGGGCUUUAAAGAUCUGGUAUCCUCAUACCCUUUGGCUAUUACGCGGGAACCACGAGUGUCGCCAUCUCACCGACUAUUUUACGUUCAAAUUAGAAUGUAAACACAAAUACUCAGAACGAGUGUACGAUGCAUGCAUGGAAUCAUUUUGCUCACUUCCAUUGGCUGCGAUUAUGAAUAAACAGUUCCUCUGUAUUCACGGUGGUCUCAGCCCUGAGUUGCAUACUUUGGAGGAUAUUAAAGCUAUCGAUCGCUUUAGAGAGCCCCCUACUCACGGGUUAAUGUGUGAUAUCCUCUGGGCGGAUCCUCUUGAAGAUUUCGGCACGGAAAAAACAGGCGAGUACUUUGUCCACAACAACGUCCGAGGUUGUUCGUACUUCUUCUCCUAUCCUGCAGCUUGUGCGUUCCUUGAGAAAAACAAUCUGUUAUCAAUAAUUCGCGCCCACGAAGCCCAAGACGCCGGAUACAGAAUGUAUCGGAAAACUCGAACUACCGGUUUCCCCAGUGUGAUGACCAUUUUCAGCGCUCCCAACUACCUCGAUGUGUAUAACAACAAAGCCGCGGUUCUCAAAUACGAGAAUAAUGUCAUGAACAUCCGACAAUUCAAUUGUACACCCCACCCGUACUGGCUUCCGAAUUUUAUGGAUGUGUUCACCUGGUCUCUCCCGUUUGUUGGCGAGAAGAUUACCGACAUGUUGAUUGCGAUUUUGAAUACAUGUUCAAAGGAGGAGCUUGAGGACGAACCUUCUUCGUUUUCUUCUGCCCCUGCAUCGCCGCCUCUUCCGAUGGACACCGACAGUACAGAAUUCAAGAGGCGGGCCAUCAAGAACAAAAUCCUGGCCAUUGGACGUCUAUCCCGUGUUUUCCAAGUGUUGCGUGAAGAAUCUGAACGCGUCACGGAGUUGAAAACCGCAUCCGGCGGCCGUCUGCCUGCAGGAACACUCAUGCUUGGUGCAGAAGGUAUCAAACAGGCAAUUCACAAUUUUGAAGAUGCACGCAAGGUUGAUCUGCAGAAUGAACGACUACCACCUUCGCAAGAGGAAGUCAUGAGGAAGGCGGAGGAGGACCGAAGACAGGCUUUGGAGCGCGCUGCCCAGGAAGCAGAGAAUGAUACCAGCCUUGCUACCGUGGCUCGAAGAAUUAGCAUGUAA